Molecule: messenger RNA, 2304 nt
Organism: Mytilus californianus (California mussel)
Lineage: Eukaryota; Metazoa; Mollusca; Bivalvia; Mytilida; Mytilidae
Product: lupus La protein-like
Exons: 14
Coding region: 140-1384 (414 amino acids)
Biological process (GO): positive regulation of translation; RNA processing
Cellular component (GO): ribonucleoprotein complex; cytoplasmic stress granule; cytosol
Molecular function (GO): RNA binding
Source: RefSeq, a predicted model, not a curated record
UAGACGGAAACAGACCGGUCUUUUGAGCGCAUGCGUGGCUGUAUGAUGCAAAACGUGGUUCAGAACUGAAAUCGAAAAUAACAAAUCAAAGGCGACCUGACCAAAAUUAUUGAGUGGCUCUUAAACAAUAAAAAUAACCAUGGCAGACACAGAAAACAGUCCACCUGCAGAUGAUGUUGACAUGAAGGCUGGUGGUGAUGCAGAAACCAACAACAAAUCACCGAAUGGUGAAGUCAAAGUAGAAGUCAAAGAGGAACCAGAACCUGAACCAGAGGUUUUAGGUCCACCAAAUGGUCUGGAAAAGAAAAUUAUAAAACAGAUGGAGUAUUAUUUUGGAGAUGUGAAUCUACCAAGAGACAGAUAUUUACAAGAACAGAUCAAGUUAGACAAUGAUGGAUGGGUAGCACUUGCAGUUUUCACAAGAUUUAACAGAUUAAAGGUUUUAACAACAAAUCAUAAUAUCAUUGCCAAGGCCAUUAGGAAAGCCUCAUCAGGUCUUAUUAAUAUCAGUAAAGAUGGAGUGUUUGUACGAAGGAACCCAGACAUGGCAGUACCAGAGAAUACAGAGGAAUGGAGAGAUGAUUUCAAUGCAAGGACAGCAUAUGUUAAAGGUUUCCCAUUGAAAGUUAGUUUGGACAAAUUAAUUAUUUUUUUCGACAAGCUUGGCGCUGGAGAUGUAGACACUGUAUUUAUGAGACGAAAUCCAAACAGAGAAUUCAAGGGAUCAGUAUAUGUGACCUUUCACACACGAGACAGUAUGGAUAAAUUUAUGAAUUUAAGAGAAAUUAAAUAUGAAGAUAAAGUGUUAGAGAAGAAAACAAAAAUGGAUUAUUUCAAGGAAAAAGAGGAAGAGAAAAAGAAAAAGAAGUUAGAGCAACUGAGGAAGAAAAAAGAAGAACAAAAGAAGAGAGAAGAAGAAGAAAGACAGCGGGUGAUCGAUGCAAUGACAGUUGGAUCUGUACUUUGUGUAGAGAAUAUUACAGCAAUUGACACAGAAAGGGAGGCAAUCAAAAAUUAUUUCACAGACUUUGCCCCUGUGGCCUGGGUGGACUUUGAUACUGGUGACACAAAGGCAUGCGUCAGGUUUGAAGAAGGAGGAAAAGCUGAGGAAGUUUUAGAGAAAGCAAAGGCAGCUAAUGAAGAUAAAAUUGUCAUUAAUAAUUGUGAAGUGGAAGUUCGAGUUUUAGAAGGUGAAGAAGAAAUAGUCCAUUGGAGAAAAAUUUUACGAGAUCAAGAUGAAAAAAAGAAGAAAAGUAGCAGUAAAAGGAAAAGCCGAGAUCACCGAGGACCAAGGAGUAAAAGAAGUCGAGAUGAUGAUGUUGAUGAUAAUGAUAAGAGUGGAGGAGAUGAUGAUCAUGAUGACGAUGAGGAUGAUGAUGAAUAAAAGACAGAUUUUAAUUAUUGUCAUUGUAAAUUUAUCAUGACCAGCAAAAGAAGAAGACAAAAGACUUCUAUUUUAAUGGACAUGCAGUGUACUCAACAUUCAAAUCUCAUCUUUUAAUCAUGCAGUACAUUAUUGUUGAUGUUGUAUGUUAUUUUUUAAUCGAUGACAUAAAUUACCAUGGAAACCAUUAUUUACUGUAGGAACCACAAUUGAAAAGACAUAUGUUGUUACCACGGUGAUCAUGCAUAGUAACCAAAUACAAAUGAAUUUUUUAUGAAAAUUUUGUAAUGUUGGAAGUGUAUUCCAUAUUUCAUGAUAUUCAUUAGAAUGGAUCCAUUCCGUCAGUUUUUUUAACAUUUAUGAGUAAACGAGUAGUGUAAGUUGCAAUCAUCGUGAUCAUGUGGAAGGAGGUAGUUUAUUACACAAGGUAGUAUUGUAUUCAUUUUGACUGAGAGCAUGAUAUAUUCAUGUCUCCCUCACAUGAUUCACUCACAAAUUGCUAUGGUAAUAAAGUGCCAGCUGGGAAUUUUUUUUUUUUUCAAUAAAUAAUUGCUGAAUUUUUCAAAAUUUCAUCUUUGUUGUUGCAAAAUUCAGUGUUAUUCAAUUGAAAUGAACAUAACAGAAACUGAACCAUAAACAUCUUUUUAAUUGUAAACUUGUUUUAUUGUGAAUGAAUUAUUUUUAUGUAUUUCUUAGCUUUGAAUACUGGCGAUAAAAGUUUUCUAUUAGAAAAAUUAUGUGGACUUGUUAAGGGAUACAUAAUGUGGUUUUUAUCUCGUUUAACUGUUAGGCAUACACAUAGUAAAUAUGAGAUGUAACUUUUUAGUCUGUUUUAUAUGUCAGAGUGAAACAGAUCACAGAGAUGAUCUUGGACAUUCUUACAUACCAUCUUGUAAAUAUAAAAUCAUUCUCAAGUCAUA